AUGGGCGAUAUUGGCAAAGCGGGGAGGCUGAACGGAGUACGGAGUACAAUAUACUCAGUAGAAACGGGAACGUCUUCAAGGACAAAGAAACCUAGCGAGUUAGUCUGUAGACCACAGUGGAGAGGAUAG
This is a messenger RNA of Penicillium digitatum Pd1, 129 nucleotides long. Lineage: Eukaryota; Fungi; Ascomycota; Eurotiomycetes; Eurotiales; Aspergillaceae. The record is from RefSeq and is a predicted model, not a curated record.